Molecule: messenger RNA, 720 nt
Organism: Arxiozyma heterogenica
Lineage: Eukaryota; Fungi; Ascomycota; Saccharomycetes; Saccharomycetales; Saccharomycetaceae
Gene: LEA1
Product: U2 snRNP complex subunit LEA1
Exons: 1
Coding region: 1-720 (239 amino acids)
Biological process (GO): mRNA splicing, via spliceosome
Cellular component (GO): U2 snRNP
Molecular function (GO): U2 snRNA binding; protein binding
Source: RefSeq, a predicted model, not a curated record
AUGAAGUUUACGCCAAGUGUUGUUAUUGAUGCACCUGGCUACUAUGUGGAUCAUUGCAGUGGUGGCAAAAACACAGAUAAAUGUAUCAUUUUGAGAGAUAAACAAUUGGAAAGUGACUCUGAGUCGAUGCCAGUUAGUUUGAAACAUUUAUCAAAACCAACAAACAUUUUGGACCUUACAAACAACGAAUUAAAAGAAUUACCCAAUUUGAGAAAUCGUACAGAUAUUCAUACCUUACUACUUGGUAGAAAUGAUAUUAAAUAUGUUAAUGGGAAAGGAUUGCCAAGACAUUUAAGAAAUUUGGUGUUGGCAAAUAAUAACAUAUCAUCAAUUUCACAAUUAAAAGGAUUACAUUAUGCUCCUAAAACAUUGACAAAUUUAUCUCUACGUGGUAAUCCGAUUUGUCAUUUGCAAGACUUCAGGAUACAUGUUAUAAGAUAUAUUCCAAAAUUACAAGUAUUGGAUUUCCAAAAUGUGACAAAAGAAGAAAGGAGGUUGGCUAAUUCAAAGAUUGAAAACCGUAGUGAUAUGGUUAAAGAUCAAUUACAAAAAGUUUCUGUUCCUAAGAAUAGAGAAAGAAAGGAUAAAAAUAUUGAAUUGAUGAAUUUUGUAGUAGGGAAGAUGUCUGAACAGAGAAAGAAGGAGCUAAAACAGCAAUUGUCUAAUGCAAAAUCUUUAGAUGAAAUCAUGAAAUUAGAAAAAUUACUAUCUGGAUCUUGA